CUCGGCUUCAACUUGGCCAAAGAAACGCGGCUCACUCGACUGACUCGCACUCCAUCCACUCACUACUUUCUUUUGACACCCUUGACGCUAUAAGGCACCCCUUUGCGAGCCCAACCCGUGGAUUAUCUAUUAAAAUUUACCAUCCUCAGCUCGUCUGCACGUUUCCGACCGCUCAUGACCGAAAAUAUCCCGCCCGCAACCGCUGCUGGCGGGAAGUCCACCCCAGCAGGUUCUGGGCCGGAACAAAUACAGAAUCGCGGGAUCCCAUAUUACGAGAAGCUGAGACGCGAACUGAGAGAGACAAUACAAAAAAAGCGGCUAAUGGAUAAGAAUAUGGCUGCUCUAGAAGAAUCCAUAUACCGCUUCGAGCAAUCGUACCUCGAAGAAACCGGUGCCGGAAACAUAAUUAAAGGCUUCGACAAUUACAUAAAGGGCUCCUCUGGCGUAUCUGGGUUAGGAUUGGGGGGCAGUCUUGGAUCGAUGACUGGUUGUAGCGGCACAGGCGGCCCAGCCACCCGCAGAAAAACAGCGGUGCAAGAUAGUGACCGGGUGUUCUCGAGGAGUUCGGCGAGUUUUAUGCGGGACUCCCCCGCCCCCUCCAGCGCAAACACAACCCCAUCCCACGCCCCAACACCCACCUCCGCCUCCAUGCCGGGCUUCAACAGAGAUAACAGCAAUACCAGCACUGUGAAUAACAACAACAACAACAACAAUAGCAACAUGUCGGCUGCCAGCAGCGUGAAGGCGAGCACGAAUAAGAAGAAGAAGGCAUCCGCGGCUGCGAAUACGAAUACUAACGCAAAGGCCAGCGGCGGCAGCGCCAACGCCAACAAUACAAGUACGGAUGCGAAUGCUGAUGCGGGCUCGGGUGGGAGGGGAAGGGAAAGGGAUGGCGACGAUGAUGCUGAGUCGGGGGGUAAUAAGCAGCCGGUGAAGAGGCUGAAGAUUACGUAUGGGAGGGAGUGAAGGGGUUGAUGCAGUACAUUUUAGAGCAUUCUCCCUACUUCCUAUUUCGUGUCGUUGGUUCGUUCCGGGCUUCGUUAUUGUCGGGAGUUUAAUUUUCAGGGAUGCCACUGGGACUGGCUUUGCGUGGGCUGGGCUGCGGGCUGGGCUGCGGGAGCAGGGGCGUUGGGAUCAUAUAUGUAUGUGCCUUUUCCUGCAGGCUUCUUUUUAUGGGCAAUUUUGGGCGAACUGGUUAACUAGACUAGCGGGGCGGCGGGACAAAAUAUUUAAGCGAAGGGAGGUAAUUGCGAAAGAAAGAAUUUUCAAAUCAUCAAAGACGAAGGAUCGAUAUUGCUUGAUAGUAAUAAUACACGGGACUAUUGGCAUGCCUCCUAAAAUGCCUUGAAUGAAACUCUACACAAUCAUCGCGCCUGGCAUUCUCCCGCCAACUCCUUCGCGUUCCGUUCGGAAUCGCGGUUGUCCGGCGGUACCACCGGCGGCCGCAUUUUGAUAUGACAGAAAUGAUACCGAUCUAUCUUCUCCAUUUUGCACUCUCGUUUGUCUCAUUCCCUCAUGGCGCAAUGACCAUAUAUAGAUACCUAGGUGACUCAAUUGCCCUGCCUAUUCCCCUCGAGUUUCCUUCUGCGCGUGUGCGGCUGUGCGUGUCUGCUUCAGCAGCUGAUUUUUCAAGUACACCUAUAUCGGGGGUUGUCUCUCUACCACGCAAGCGUACGCUUCUGUUCCAAUAAGACAGCAGCACAUUCAUUAGGUAUAUUUCCUUCAAGUCAAGGGCCUGCAACUAUUUUGUGCAUAGAGGUGCCAAGUAAAGAGACAGGAGCCGCAAAUGGAACAUCAAACAUCAAACAUAAAAAAAAGCAAGACAAGAAGAAGGACCCGGAAACCCCAAUAAGAUACAAUCCAAGUCCCAUUUCAUCCUAUUCAUGAAAGCCAGUCGUACAAUUAAUUAUCAAAUGGACGGUUCACAACUACCAGGACCGCAAUUAAGCAUAACUUAUCAUUACCGCUGCUCUAGCCACCCCAGCAACCACAGCUUGCCCGCCCUCCCUUACAAUUGCAACCGAUACGUCGCAACCUCAAACGCCCUCAACUCAAUAUCCACCUCCGCCGCACCAGUCUUCUGCACCACUGCCAACUGCUCCAAAUCGUCCUCGAGCACAUUACACUUCCACACCUUCUUAACAGGCAACUUGGUCGUGAUGGAGCCGCGGCUCUUCCCGCCGAGUGACUCAUAGAUGCGCAGGAUAAUGCUGCGCCCGGGACGCGGCUUGAAAUCGCCGCGGGAGACAUCUUCGUCAUCCUCGCCACGCUUGAUGGUGUCGAGGAUUAGAGACGAAGAGCCCUUGAGAGAAAAGGCAUCGAAAAGCUGGGAGGCCUCUGUGCCAGAUGCUGGUUGAACGACUAAUGGAUUGUUGAAAUUGUAUCCUGCACGGACGGUACGGGCGUCCAACGGUCCUUUGUGCGGCAUGAUUGCGUAACGUAUAUGGUGUCGGCCCAUGUCCGCGUUGGCAUCGGGAGCUUUAGGGGCACGGAGCAGAGACAGGCGCAUCAAGUUGCCGCAUGUCGCGAAUCCGUACUUGGAGUCAUUGAGGAUUGAGACGCCGUAGCCCGCCUCAGACAGAUCAGCCCAUUUGUGGCAGCACACUUCAAACUUGGCCAUGUCCCAACUAGAGGAGGACUCCCAUUAGUAACUGGAUGGACUGCUACUUCUGGAGAAGGGGCAAACACAUACCUGGUGUUAUAGUGUGUUGGUCUUCUGGUUAUUCCAUAUUGUGAUUCAUACGACGCUUCAGUGUUCACGAUAUCAACGGGAAAUUCGACUUUCAGGAACUUCAUGGUUUCUUGCCAUUCGACUUCACUGGUCAUCUCGACGAGAGGAGUCGAAUCGCCAGUAGUGGCGGUCAGGCUAAUUGUUGAUUUCACCCAACUCUUGUCGCUAAUUUUAGUUUCUGUUACAACACUAACACGAUGAGGACUGUUCUCCGCGAUUUUCGUUGUCUCAGACUUUAGUUCCUUCCGGGAUUCGAGAUGAUAGACUUCAACAUCCCAAGCUUGCCAGUAAAGAGGUUUGUCGUCGAAGAUCACGAGUUGGUUAGCCUUCCCGCCCUUUGCGAUAACCUCUCUUUUCUCCUCUAAAUCAACGAGAGAGGUAAUUACCCCAUUAGACACCUCCAGGGACAAUUUGGAGUUCGAGAGCCUGAAGACUCCUGGUUUCACCUCCUUCAGGGAAACAGAUGGUGACCGGACCGACCCAAGGGGCUGAAUAGCAAUUACCCCCAUACCGCCUUUAGCGAGUGCAUACUGCGGUUUUCCCGAGGCAGUGCUCGCAUCGUCAACUCGUACAAUCUCUGAACGAGGCCAAGGAAGGCUGUUGAUGGCCACAAGUCCACGGUCCGCUCUACUUUCUUGAGAGCUAAACCCAAGAACCUUCAACGCCUCUUUUCUUAACCUUGACCCCGUUGCAAAUACCUUUGCAUACUCUUUAUCAGAGUCAUCGUAACACAUCUCAAUCGAGCUUCCGGGAAGACAGUCGUGGAACUGGCAGAGCAGAACGCUCUCCCACAUAUCGUCAAUGUCUUUCUUGGGGUAUUUAUAGUUGGGGUCUUUGAGGGUAGCUAGGGUGGCAAGCAACUCUACGUCACGCAGAACAAACUCCGAUUUGCGAUUGUACAAUUUAUUAUUGGCCUGAGUCGUGUAUGUUCCUCGGUGGAGCUCGAAGUAGAGCUCUCCGUACCAAGUGACAAACUCCGUUCCAUUGGCAGCCUUUUCCUCAAGUUUUGCAAAGAAAUCAUCAACGGUGGAACCCAUUGUAACACGGGGAAGUAGUUCGCCCUUAUCACUCAUACCUCGGAGUCUCCGCAGCUUCUCGAGAUGUUCAAAAGUCGGUCCUCCGCCGCCAUCACCCUUGCCAAACACAAGAAGAGAGGUGUUAUCUUGAUCCAUCGAUUUGUGCUGGGUGACACUUCGACGGACGUCUCCAAAGUGGGCACUGGCCGUGUACGUCUCUGCUGGAGUCAUAUGGCAAAGAACUUGGCUGCCAUCCAAGGCAACCCAGUUGAAAGUCGUAUGGGGGAAAUUGUUGAUGUUGUUCCAGCUAAGUUUUUGAGUGAAGAAGCGACUCAUCCCAGCCAACCGACAUAGUUGAGGAAUCUGGGAUGAGUAUCCAAAGGUAUCUGGCAGCCAAAAGGUGGUGCAGCGUUCGCCAAAAUGGCUUUCAAAAUAUCGCUGGCCAUAGACGAACUGGCGGACCAAGGACUCUCCGCUUGGCAUGUUGGUAUCAUGCUCUACCCAGCUUCCACCAAUGGGGAUGAAGCUCCCCUUCUUCACACAUGACUUGACACGGUCAAAGGCAUAGGGAUAGUCCUGCUCUAGCCAUUUGAACUGCUGGGCCUGAGAACAGACAAAACGCAAUUCGGGGUAGCGUUCCAUCAAAUCGCACUGGGUAGACCAGGACCUGGCCACUUUACGUCUUGUCUCCGCCCAGGGCCACAACCAACAAGAAUCUAUAUGGCAAUGGCCAAUACCAUAAACAAUUGGCUGUUUAUCAGUUUUAUAGACGGCGUCAGAAUCCACCAAGUUGCCCAGGUAUUGCUGUGCAAUUUGGCGGCCCUUAAUAAUCGAUUCCUGGCUGCCAUUGCCUUCGAUAAAGGCAUCCAUUAUGGCAUUUGCAACUUGCUGGGCCUCGUGGGAGUGCCAUGAAUCCGAAGGGAAUUCCCGUGCGGCGUCUUGAAAACUUCAAAUCAGUAACAAUUUCCUUCGCGGAUUUGUAAAUAAGUGCUAAUGUAUGCAUACCUCCAAUCAUCCAGAAAUCAUAGUAGAGCGCCCUAGCUUGUAAGUUUACAGCUGUAAUCCUCGCCACAUUAAGUCGAUAAUAUUUGUUUGGGUUGGGAGGUUGGAUGGAGUCGCCGCCGGGGGCAUUGCCAAACAUUCCAUUGCAGGCCAUUUCAAUAUAGAAGAUGUGCUCUUUUCCAUCCCUGAAGCUGUCGGGCAAAAUCCAUUCAAUUCUCUCACCACCACCUGUCAGGCCCUGCAAUGGUUUCCCGUCUUCCGUCCAAACCAUCCCCUCAUUGUUUGCAUCCCAGUGGAACUCAAGUCGCUCCUUUUUGCGCAUAUCCUCCGGUACCGUGAGUUGGAUCUUGAACCAAUGAGUUGACCAGCUGGGGCCAAAGGACUCUCCUCUUCUAGUAGGCCUGAAUUGGUUGGAGGUGGCAUCCUUGAAGCUAGGUCUGGCUAGGUCUGGCACCGAGUAAACGGAGAGCUUGACAUGCUGCUCAUCGUCGUUUGUGGCUUCAUAGUAUUUCCUACAGACCAGAAAUGAAUAUACAAAAAAAAAUCAUUAAUUACUGCAAGUUAAUGAACAUAGGCACACAUGUCGUCCAGGGAUUAAAGGGAUCUAUCUAUAUAUCUAAACAAAGGGAGAGGGGGGAUUGGGAAGGAUCGUAC
Blastomyces gilchristii SLH14081 is the source of this 5403-nucleotide messenger RNA. Its product is annotated as chromatin modification-like protein EAF6. Gene Ontology annotation, cellular component: NuA4 histone acetyltransferase complex. The transcript has 3 exons. Lineage: Eukaryota; Fungi; Ascomycota; Eurotiomycetes; Onygenales; Ajellomycetaceae. The record is from RefSeq and is a predicted model, not a curated record. Bases 175 to 966 code for a protein of 263 amino acids.